UAAAUUUGGCCGUAUUCUUCGAGUAGGUAUCAGUUAGCUUUGUGGCAAACUGUCCAAGAUGUUCAGCAAAACUUUAAUUUUCGUGCUUCUGGGCUGCGCUAUAGCGCUCUUACAGAGCUCAUCUGCUGCCAAAGUCCAAUCCAAGUUACGGGUUCGCCGAGAACCCCAUGGCGAAAAGGUAGCUGCCUGGUGGCACAAUCUCGAAAACAAAGUAUCCAACUUUGGCAAGAAAGUGAAGGACAAGUUCACCAGUUGGUGGGAUAAAAUCACUGGCAAAUCCGCAUCCAAAGCCAAACAGGAAGAGUUACUCAGAUUACAGCGAGAAUACGAAGCCCUGAGAGAGGAAAGCGAGCGCGCUGUUCAAGCCAAGAAAGAGGCUUGGCAAAAAGUCUUGGAGGAGAACGAGAGGAAGCUGGCCGAGCUCAAGGCUAAGGCUAAUACCGAGGUUGAGGGAGAGAUCUCUACCUGGAACAACAAGUUUGAUCGAUUACAAGAAAAAACUGAUAGCGUCAUUAAAUCUUGAAAAUCACAAGACUAUCACUUUAGAUUAACUUUAGAACUAAUACCAUUGUAAAGAUUUUUUAUAAUUGUGUAACCUUUGAUUAUGAAACAAUGUUCAAUAAUAGAUAAGGCAUUAUUUAUGAGAAUUCAAACAACAACUCCACGCACCUGUUAUAUUAUCUUAGAGCUUCGAUUACCGAGUACCGGGAUUCGAGAUAAAAAAUUUCCUCAAUCUUUCUCAGAACGUACUGCACUAUACAAAUGAUAAUUAAUGACGAUUAUUGCCUAUCAUCCUAGCGAUCGAUGCACAAACCAUAUUUUCUGCGUAAAUAUAUCGACGGAUAACAAAUGCAGAUAACGAACUGAUUCAUAUAAAAGGGAUUCUUCCAGGAGAUUUCAGUAAGACUGGCCUCUAUUACAAUGGCUGGUCAAACCUUAACUUUUUUCGCAUUAUUAUGCGUUCUCUUCGUGACUUUAAUGUUUGUGAUUUACGCCGAAGCUGAGUGUCGCUGGACAGGAUGUCACGUUCAUUCGGCAGGCGACUGGUGUGACAUCUUCGGACCAGGAUGGAAGCUCGUCAAAUGGCAACGUUGCAACGGAAUUUUUGGCAAGCAAGAGUACUGCUGUAACUGAGACUUUGUCGUCACGCAUUCUUCCGGAAACCGGAGCACCGCUGUAAACGAAGCAAAAUCUAUUUUUAUGAUUGGAAUGUAAUGUGAUAUUCGACGAGAAAAUAACCGCUACAACUGGAGUAUUAAACAUUGAUUUCAAACCUACCAAAAUACUUGUACCUAACAUUGAUGAUAAAAUAAAGCAAUGAAAAUAGAAA
Molecule: messenger RNA, 1330 nt
Organism: Nasonia vitripennis (jewel wasp)
Lineage: Eukaryota; Metazoa; Arthropoda; Insecta; Hymenoptera; Pteromalidae
Exons: 4
Coding region: 59-523 (154 amino acids)
Source: RefSeq, a predicted model, not a curated record